This is a messenger RNA of Pectinophora gossypiella (pink bollworm), 2342 nucleotides long. It is a transcript of the gene Ddx1, whose product is annotated as ATP-dependent RNA helicase Ddx1. The transcript is spliced from 13 exons. Gene Ontology annotation, molecular function: RNA helicase activity; nucleic acid binding; ATP binding. Lineage: Eukaryota; Metazoa; Arthropoda; Insecta; Lepidoptera; Gelechiidae. The record is from RefSeq and is a predicted model, not a curated record. The coding region runs from base 92 to 2278 and encodes 728 amino acids.
GCAAACUGUCAAGUUUGUGAUGUCUGCUGUCUAUCGAUCAGACCGGCUGUAUAUUACAUUUUUGUGAAAAUCUCGUAGUAUUUUUAAGAAAAUGACUGCCUUCGAAGAAUUUGGAGUGCUUCCCGAAUUGGGAAAAGCAAUUGAAGAGAUGGAUUGGACGUUGCCUACCGACGUUCAAGCUGAGGCUAUACCCCUGAUUCUCGGUGGAGGAGACGUGUUGAUGGCAGCUGAAACCGGCAGUGGGAAGACUGGUGCUUUCUGUUUGCCUAUUCUGCAGAUUGUAUGGGAAACUCUGAAAGACAUUCAAGAAGGAAAGACUAGUAAAAUUAUACAACAGACGUCGUCCGAGUGGACGAUGUCUUUUUUUGACCGUACGGAUGCGUUGGCAGUGACUCCAGAUGGGCUGCGAUGUCAGUCCAGGGACCAGCAGGCGUGGCACGGCUGCCGCGCCACUAAGGGCGUGCACACUAAAGGCGCCUAUUACUAUGAGGCGACAGUUACCGAUGAAGGGUUAUGUCGUGUUGGGUGGUCCACACAGAGCGCUAAAUUAGACUUAGGAACCUGCAGAUUUGGCUAUGGAUUUGGUGGCACAGGCAAAAAGUCCAAUGCUAAACAGUUUGAUGAUUAUGGUACUGCUUUUGGUAAAAAUGAUGUCAUUGGGUGUAUGUUAAACUUGAACACUGGUGAGAUUCGUUAUGCUAAAAAUGGUGAAGACCUUGGUGUAGCAUUCAAAUUAGACCACUCCCGGAAAUCUGACUGCUACUUCCCAGCUGUGGUUCUGAAGAAUGCCGAGAUGAGCUUCAAUUUCGGUACCACACCUUUUAAGCACACACCGCCAAAGGAUUAUGUUGCCAUCUGUCAAGCCCCAAAGGAGUAUGUUAAACAGAAUGUAGUAACUGCUGGUGCUGCAACAGACUGUAAACCAGUCAACAAUGCUCCACAAGCUAUUAUUAUUGAGCCUUCUCGAGAGUUAGCAGAGCAGACCUUCAAACAGAUCACCAAGUUCAAGAAGUACCUAGAGAACCCUCAAAUCCGCGAACUGUUGGUAGUAGGAGGCAUCAAUGUGAAGGAUCAGAUCAACCAGCUUAAUGCCGGCAUCGACAUCGUUGUCGGGACUCCAGGUCGUUUGGAAGAUCUUAUUCAAGGAGGUUACCUAGCUCUCACCCACUGCCGUUUCUUCGUGCUGGACGAGGCUGAUGGUCUACUGAAGCAGGGCUACGGCGAGAUGAUCGAGCGCCUGCACCGACAGAUCCCGAAGAUCACGUCUGACGGACGUCGUUUGCAGAUGGUCGUCUGCUCAGCAACGUUGCAUGCGUUCGAAGUCAAGAAAAUGGCGGAAAAACUAAUGCACUUCCCCACGUGGGUGGACCUUAAAGGCGAGGAUGCCGUCCCAGAGACAGUACAUCACGUAGUGUGCAUCGUUGACCCUCAAAAGGACCGCUCUUGGGAGACUUUGCGCAAGCACGUACAAACAGACAGUGUACACGCGAAAGACAACAUUCGCAGUGGUAAUAUGACGCCCGAGACGUUAUCUGAAGCCGUGAAGAUCCUCAAAGGCGAAUACGUCAUCAGAGCCAUCAGGGAACACAAAAUGGACAGGGCAAUAAUUUUCUGUCGCACAAAGUUGGACUGCGACAACUUGGAGCGGUAUCUGGUGUCGUUCGGCAGCGAGUUCAGCUGCGUCUGCCUCCACGGAGACCGCAAGCCCAAGGAGCGACAAGCCAACCUUGAGAAGUUCAAGCAGGGACAUGUCAAGUUCCUUAUCUGCACUGACGUUGCCGCACGAGGCAUUGAUAUCAACGGACUACCUUUUAUGAUUAACGUCACUCUACCAGACGAGAAAUCCAACUACGUGCACCGCAUCGGCCGUGUGGGUCGUGCUGAGCGCAUGGGACUCGCCAUCAGUCUCGUAUCUUCUGUUCCUGAGAAGGUGUGGUACCACGGUGAAUGGUGCUCUUCCCGAGGCCGCAACUGUUGGAAUACGAAUCUCAUCGACGACAGGCCCAAAGGAUGCUGCAUGUGGUAUAAUGAACCGCAGUAUCUAGCAGACAUCGAAGAUCAUCUGAACAUAACCAUCCAGCAGGUAGAACCCGACCUGAAAGUGCCCUCCAACGAGUUUGACGGGAAGGUAGUGUACGGUCAGAAGAGGAAGCAAACCGGCUCUGGGUACCAGGACCACGUGAGUCAAAUGGCGCCAGUGGUGCGAUCACUACAGGAACUGGAAUCACAAGCGCAACUAUACUAUCUCAAAAUGCACCAUAAUGUCACCAUUGCAUAAACAUACAACACUAUGUAUUUGAUAAGUUUAUUUAUACCCUCAAUAAAUAUAUGCUGGAAACAGA